AUGGAACAAGAUGGAGACCCUCCACCUUUCUGGUCCCAGCCCUCCUCCACCGUUCUCCUCCAUCAACGCCGCCGUGGACCACCGUCUCCAAUCAUCAACCCCGUGAUGCUCAUUCUGCUUUUACCGAUCAUAACACUGCUUAUCUUAUUCUUUUUGAUUCCUCCUUUUCUUUCGCACACUUCACAACUUCUUCGACCAAAUUCAGUGAAAAAAAGCUGGGACUCGUUUAUCAUCUUGAUUGUAAUAUUUGCCAUUAUUUGUGGGGUUUUCGCCCGUAAAAAUGAUGACGUUUCAGCUCCUGACGGCAGUGUCUCCGUUGAACAACAAAACAGAAAUAUCUCAAAUGUUUCUUCGAGGGGUCAAUGGUAUGAGUACAGUGAUCGAAAAGCUUAUGUUGGGUUACCGGAAAGUACUGGUGUUAACCGGUUACGGAGGAGUAGUAGCUCGUAUCCUGAUUUGAGACAAGUGCCCGAAUGGGAAACCGGUGAUAACCAGUUCCGGUUUAUGGAUGAUUUUGGAGUGAAUUUUCACCGUUCGACGGCGGGGGAAUAUGAUCGUCUCCAUGUACAAAAUGAUCUUCGCCCUGCACGGCGGAUAGAGAAGCAGCAAGAGGAGUCACAUGUUAAAGUAAUUCCUGUUGAUACAGUUGAUACUCGUUCUUCUCCACCUCCGAUUACAUCACACGCGCGGCAGCAGGCAAAUUUAAAACGGCGAAGAUCGUUUCAUAGUGUUCCGCACAAGGACAAGGUUGAAAAUCAAGCACAGCCCCCUCCGCCUCCACCACCGCCACCAGCACCACCAAUGAGGAUAUCACCGCCGGAGCAAAAACUUCAACGGAAAAAGAGCGGUGCAGUAAAGGAAAUAGCAUCAUCUAUAGCCUCCUUGUAUAAUCAAGGAAAGGGAAAGAAGAGAACAAAGAGGAGAAAUAUUCAAGAGAGCGGCUCUGAGUUUUCAUCAUCGACAGAGUCAGUCAUGCCACCACUAGCGCCACCUCCACCUCCGCCGCCACCACCUCCUCCUCCUCCAGCUAAGGUUUUCCAGAAUCUAUUCAAAAAGAAUAGUAAAAGCAAACGUGUACAUUCUGUUCCUUCCACCACACCACCACCUCCACCACCGCCACCUCCAAAUUCAAUUUUCAACAAUUUGUUCAAAACAGGCACUAAGAGUAAACGAUUUCAACCACCGUUGUCAACUCUUCUGCCACCGCCUCCUCCGCCACCACCUCCACCUUCAUUUCUCAACAAUUUGUUCAAAAACGGAAACAAAAGCAGGGCAUUCAAAUCUACAAGGUCGUCUCCAACGCCACCUCCUCCUCCACCUCCGCUUCAAACAACACGCAUGUCAUCAAGGCAGAAGACUUUUACACGCUCUGCCGCUGAAUUACCAGAACCUUCACAUCGACGUUUAGCCGCUGCUAGCAAACCUCCGUUGCCAACAAAAACAGCAGCCAGCUACUACGACGAAAACUUUAACAGUGGUUCGCAAUCACCGUUGAUACCUCCUCCACCGCCUUUCAAAAUGCCGAAGGUGAAGUUCAUUCCAGCCGGCGAUUUUGUUCGGAUACGGAGCGCACACAGCUCCCGUUGCAGCUCGCCUGAACUAGAAGACAUAGAGGUAGACGUCGACGUUUUAUCGUCCAAAUCAUCGUCGGAGGCAAUGGGCAGCGGAAAUUCAACAGGGACGGCGGUUUUUUGCCCGAGCCCAGAUGUGAAUAUGAAAGCUGAUACUUUCAUUGCUAGGCUCCGAGAUGAGUGGCAGUUGGAGAAGAUGAAUUCAUUGCGAGAGAAGCAAAAGUUGGGCUGA
Molecule: messenger RNA, 1803 nt
Organism: Nicotiana tabacum (common tobacco)
Lineage: Eukaryota; Viridiplantae; Streptophyta; Magnoliopsida; Solanales; Solanaceae
Source: RefSeq, a predicted model, not a curated record